CGAUCCCUCUCUCCCUCAAAACUCGCUUAUCUUGUCGUCGCUUAAUUUCUCUCAGAAGAAUAUGCCAAAGGUUAAGACGAACCGAGUCAAGUACCCAGAAGGGUGGGAGUUGAUCGAGCCUACUCUUCGAGAGCUAGAUGCCCAGAUGAGAGAAGCUGAGAUGGAUUCACAUGAUGGCAAGAGAAAGUGUGAAACCUUAUGGCCAAUCUUCAAAGUCUCUCAUCAGAGGAGUAGAUAUGUAUAUGACCUUUACUACCGAAGGGAAGAAAUAUCUAAAGAGCUUUAUGAGUUCUGCUUGGAUCAAGGCUAUGCAGAUCGUAACCUGAUUGCUAAAUGGAAAAAGUCAGGAUAUGAACGUUUAUGCUGCUUGCGCUGCAUACAGCCAAGAGAUCACAACUAUGGAACAACAUGUGUAUGUCGUGUUCCCAAGAACCUGCGUGAAGAGAAAGCGGUUGAAUGCGUUCACUGCGGUUGUCAAGGAUGCGCGAGUGGCGAUUAAUCUCAUAGCUUUCUUCACAAUCGCUCACUGCUUGGAUCGAUUUUAAAAACAGUUUGAGUUUAUUGUACGUGUAACGAAGAAGCCUCUUUUACUUGUCAACAUCGAAUCUCUCUCCUUUAUUAUACAUUGAGAUGUAUGUAGAAAUUUCUGGUUUAACUGAAGGAAGAACAUAAAUUCA
This is a messenger RNA of Eutrema salsugineum, 677 nucleotides long. RefSeq names its product protein BUD31 homolog 1. The transcript has 4 exons. Lineage: Eukaryota; Viridiplantae; Streptophyta; Magnoliopsida; Brassicales; Brassicaceae. Gene Ontology annotation, cellular component: spliceosomal complex; nucleus. The record is from RefSeq and is a predicted model, not a curated record. Gene Ontology annotation, biological process: mRNA splicing, via spliceosome. Bases 62 to 499 code for a protein of 145 amino acids.